Cryptosporidium ubiquitum is the source of this 3129-nucleotide messenger RNA. RefSeq names its product ubiquitin-fusion degadation-2 family protein. Gene Ontology annotation, biological process: protein polyubiquitination. Gene Ontology annotation, cellular component: nucleus; ubiquitin ligase complex; cytoplasm. Gene Ontology annotation, molecular function: ubiquitin-ubiquitin ligase activity. NCBI's taxonomy places the organism in Eukaryota, Apicomplexa, Conoidasida, Eucoccidiorida, Cryptosporidiidae. The transcript has a single exon. The coding region runs from base 1 to 3129 and encodes 1042 amino acids. The record is from RefSeq and is a predicted model, not a curated record.
AUGUUAACUAAUCAGGAGGAAAUUGAAAAUUCGCUUAUUGGGACUCUACUUGGGGUUUCAUUGUUUGAUACUGACAAUCCAAUUGAAAACCCAUUAACAAAACGAGUAUUCUUGAGUGAAUACAGAAACGAAUUGUUAAUUCAAGAAAAGAAAAUAACAUUUUUGUUUGAUGAUCUUGAAAAUAUCAUUUUUCACAGAUUGAAGAUUUUUUUUUCAGCAUCAGAUAGUAAAUCUAGAAUUAAAGCAUAUCAGUUUUUAGUUGAUUCAUAUAACAAAUUUAUUAACGAGAGCUCAGUGCCCAAGAAAAUUGAAAUUAAUGAUAGGAUUUUGAAGCUUGCUCAAUUUUUCCCUAAAUAUUGUGCAUUAAUAAUUCAAUGCCCUGAACUGUUUGAAAUAGUAAGCAAUACCAAUGAUUGUGCAAUUUCAGAUCUUUUCGAGAUUUCGGUUCCGAAUUCAUUCUUUUCCACAUUGGCACAAGAAAUGGAGAUGAAUGAUUCUAAGUUGUUUGCUUGCAUUUUCACCGAGUAUAUUGAAAAACAAAUUGGUAUUCUCAAACAAAGAAAGUUUACAGACUUAAAACUUCACCCCAUAAAAAAUAUUAUUUUCCUUAGCCAAUUCAAACAAACUGCAUUCAUUUUAACGCAAACUCCCUCCUUUAUUAAAUUCUCCAUUGCAAAUCAAGAAACAAAGGUUUCAUCCGGCUUAAUUCAACAGCAAGAUUCUCUUUUGGGAUGUAUUAUUAGCCCAAAUCCAAUAGAUAAAGACUUCAAAACAAACGAAAACCCUACGCUUACCAAAUAUUUUUCUGGACUAUUGUCUAAGACUCAUACAUAUAUUAACCAAAGUAAGGUGCUGAUUAAGCAAGACCUUUCAUUAGUAUAUGAACAAUCAGUUUUAGUUAUAAAAAAUCUACUUAAGGCAAAUACGGAAUGUAGAAGAAUGGUAAUAAAAUGGAUGGGAAUUAUAUGUACUUCAAAUGAGAAUAAAUUAAAAAUAUACAAUUCAAUACCUGAUUUAUCAGUUUUCGGGAAUACACAAAACUCAAGAGAAGUCCAAAACAACCUACGCUCUCUUAUAUUGAGAACUUCUGGUAUUUUAACAAAUGGGUUUUCAAUUAAUUAUUUGCAUAUAGUAUUGAGGUUAUUACAGCCAGUGAAAAUUGAAAAAGUUUCUGAGUUAGACUGUUUAUUUCAUGUUUAUGGCCGAUUUGACCAAUUAAAUGAUGUUGGUGGUGAAAUUCACGGCAUUCUAGGUGAUUUAGUGAAUGAUGCAACUUUAGGUGAGAAAGAUCAAAUUGAAAUAGCCUUAAAUCUAGCGAGAAGGAAAUUGAUUCAUUUUAAUGAAGGAGAUCUCAAAUAUCAAGACUUUAUCAAGUUUCCAACUCAGAUAUUCUGGAUUUCAUGUAAAUCAAUCAAGUGCUUUUUGCAGCCUGUAUUAUUGGAAUAUGAAAAUAUUCUAAAUGAUAUCAAUGAAUAUAGAAGCGGAUUUACACCUGGACAUAGGUAUAAGAAUGACCAACAUCUUGAAAAAUUAAGUGGCGAAGCCUUAUUAUUGGAAUGUACAGUUUUCUACCAAAAUACAAUUUCCACAUUUUGGCAUUUUUUAUCAGUAUUUAUUCAUUUCAUUUUCAGAACAAUUUACUCUUUUGAUGAAAAUGGAGUUGAGAAUUGCGAUUGGAAUAUGUUACUGGCUUCUAAACAAGGCCGAAUCACUUUGGCAUUGAAGUCUAUUGCUCUACCUAGAAAACCUUCACCUCAGUUUUCAUCGUUACCUUCUAGUUUAAUUGAAGAUAUAUUAUCAGUUACUGAACUAAUGCUGAGGAUAAAGGGGAAUGAUGAAAUUUUUAUUGGGGUUGAUUUUGAUUCGUACAUUUCAUUUAUUGUUUUUAUAAUAAAUAAUGGAAGUUAUUUUAGAAACCCUCAUAUUAGAUGCCAAAGAGGUGUGGUUGGGUUACACUACCUUCUUCAGAUUCAUCAAUUUAGGCAUCGGAUAGAGAGCAGUGAUUUUACUGCAGAAUAUAUUCUUCCAGCUUUAAUUUCUCUUUUUAAUGAUGUGCAGAAGUCACCUUAUUAUGAUCGGUUUUCGUUAAGACUACCUAUUAUAAUGUUAUUUGAAUCUUUGUUAAAGAUAGAUUUGCACAGGAAAAGGCUACAAAUAUUUGUUAAACAAAGAGAUGAGUCAUUUACGAAGUUUAUUCAUUUACUUGUUUCCGAUCUGAACUAUCUACUUGAAGAAGGUCUUUCGAUGCUGGCAGAAAUUAAAAAGAGAGAGUCUAGGUCUAAACAAGCCCCUCUUGCUGCCGAUAGUGGCAAUGCCGAACCUGGUAGCUCCAACUCGGAGGCAAACAGUUUUACUCAGGAAGGAAUAGAGAGUACAAUUGAAGAAAUGCCGGUCGAAAGGUUAGAGCAUGCAUGCAAAGGUUAUAUGCAACUUUCACAUGCAUCUGCGAGUUUAUUGCAAAAAAUUACUGAAUAUUACACUCAUGAAAUACUGGACUCUCCAUUAAUACUACCUCAAAUAGUAACUUGUUUAAAUUGUACACUUGAUCGGUUAGUGGGGCCUAAGUGCUUGGAAUUGAAAGUAAGUAAUUUUGAGGUUUAUAACUUUAACCCAAGACAGCUAUUGGCUAACGUUUGUAUGACAUACGUCACUCUUGCAUUUAAUAUCAAAGUUGAGGGCGAAGGAAUAAAAAAAGAUGUUUCUAAAAUAUUGAUUUCAGAAGUAACGAAUGAACAGAGGUAUUUUAAGAUUCCUACCUUUAUAAAGGCGUACAAAAUUGCUCGAAGAGAAGGUUUAAUGAAUAAAAGUAAAUCCGAGGAUUUUAAUCAACUUAUCAAGUGUUUACAGAAAGAGCUUGAAGAGAAUGAAGCUGGACAAGGUAUAGCUAAUCUAGAUGAAACAGACAUACCAGAAGAGUUUCUGGAUCCAAUUAUGCAAGAUAUUAUGCAGGAUCCUGUAUUGCUACCUACAUCUUCAAAAAUAAUGGAUAGGAAAGUAAUUGAGCGAAUAUUAAUAUCCGAUGGUGUAGACCCAUUCAAUAGGCUUCCGCUUUCAAAGGAUGAAUUAAUACCUCAAACAUGCCUUAAAGAGAAAAUAAAAUUAUUUUUAGAAAGCUUGAAUGAUUCAUGA